This is a messenger RNA of Arvicola amphibius (Eurasian water vole), 567 nucleotides long. RefSeq names its product transcription elongation factor A protein-like 4. The record is from RefSeq and is a predicted model, not a curated record. Lineage: Eukaryota; Metazoa; Chordata; Mammalia; Rodentia; Cricetidae.
GACAUGGACGAACUCUCGAGUGAGAAGGAAAGAGUGCCUUCAAAGCGAGGACAAGUGGACAAUGGUCCAGAGCCACAGGAGGAGGGACAGUCAGAAGCAGCUUUUUCUCUGGGAGACAGAGAGCUGUCAGAAAAACAGGCAAAGGCAGGAGAUGAGGGGAUGCUGCCAAGGCGCCAAGGGCAGCCAGAGCCUGAGAGAAGGGCAACAGGAAGUCCAGAGAGACAGGGAAAGCUAGAAAGUAAAGGGACCCCUGCAGGAAAGUGCCCAGCUGAGGACCACAUGCCCAGAAAGGCCAAAAGCAAAACCAACAAGGGGCUGGCCCACUGCCUCAAGGAGUAUAAAGAGGCCAUCCAAGGCAAGUGCUUCAGCAAUGAGGACACGAGAGAAUCUGACGACACGGCAAGGGUGAAGGAAGAUGAGAGAAAGAACAAGCAGAAGAUGGGGGAUGCAUCUUCUUUUGGGAUGCAAAGAAGUCUGCAGGACCCCUUCUACCCAAGGGGCCCAAGGGAACUCAGGGGUGGUUGUAGGGUCCCCCAAAGGGACAUUGAAGACAUCCCUUAUGUUUAG